AUGUCCGGGCUGCGGGCGCUCCUGGGGCUCGGGCUGCUGGUUGCGGGCCCGCGCCUAUCGCUCCUCAGAGUCCAGGCCGGCGCCUGUCGCGCGGGAGCCACCUGGUGGGGGCCGCAGCGGCUGAUCUCGGGUGGCCGCGGGGACUCAGAGGUCAUGGCGAGCUCAGCAGUGAAGUACCUGAGCCAGGAGGAGGCCCAGGCCGUGGACCAGGAGCUGUUUAACGAGUACCAGUUCAGCGUGGACCAACUUAUGGAGCUGGCCGGGCUGAGCUGUGCCACAGCCAUUGCCAAGGCAUAUCCCCCCACGUCCUUGUCCAGGAGCCCCCCUACUGUCCUGGUCAUCUGUGGUCCCGGGAAUAAUGGAGGAGAUGGCCUGGUCUGUGCUCGACACCUCAAACUCUUUGGCUACCAGCCAACCAUCUAUUAUCCUAAAAGGCCUAACAAGCCACUCUUCACUGCACUGGUGACCCAGUGCCAGAAAAUGGACAUCCCUUUCCUUGGUGAAAUGCCCCCAGAGCCCACGCUGAUUGAUGAACUAUACGAGCUGGUGGUGGAUGCCAUCUUUGGCUUCAGCUUCAAGGGUGAUGUUCGGGAGCCAUUCCGCAGCAUCCUGAGUGUCCUGAAUGGACUCACUGUGCCCAUUGCCAGCAUCGACAUUCCCUCAGGAUGGGAUGUGGAGAAGGGAAACUCUGGAGGGAUCCAGCCAGACUUGCUCAUCUCCCUGACAGCACCCAAAAAGUCUGCAAGCCAGUUUACUGGUCGCUACCACUACCUGGGGGGUCGUUUCGUGCCUCCUGCUCUGGAAAAGAAGUACCAGCUGAACCUGCCACCCUACCCUGACACCGAGUGUGUCUAUCGUCUGCAGUGAGGGAAGGCGGGUGGGCAUUCUUCCUAAUAGAUUUAGUUCCUCUCUCCCAGAACUGUGGAGUCCUGGGAGCUCUUCUGGCAAUAAAGGUUAAGAGAUGGCAGGAGCCAGAGAGCAACA
This is a messenger RNA of Orcinus orca (killer whale), 984 nucleotides long. It is a transcript of the gene NAXE, whose product is annotated as NAD(P)HX epimerase. Lineage: Eukaryota; Metazoa; Chordata; Mammalia; Artiodactyla; Delphinidae. Gene Ontology annotation, cellular component: mitochondrion. Bases 1 to 867 code for a protein of 288 amino acids. The transcript is spliced from 6 exons. Gene Ontology annotation, molecular function: NAD(P)HX epimerase activity. The record is from RefSeq and is a predicted model, not a curated record.